This is a messenger RNA of Juglans regia (Persian walnut), 1459 nucleotides long. RefSeq names its product renalase. The record is from RefSeq and is a predicted model, not a curated record. NCBI's taxonomy places the organism in Eukaryota, Viridiplantae, Streptophyta, Magnoliopsida, Fagales, Juglandaceae. The transcript has 9 exons. The coding region runs from base 130 to 1257 and encodes 375 amino acids.
GAUUUCGGCGCAAUUCAUAAAAACAUUUUAACUCGUGCUUUCAGUUUUUGUCAUUUUGGAACCACCGGUCCUCCCACAUUAACUUCUUGACGUGUCGUAAAAUAGCAGAGCCGGAUCCGGAGAAUCGCCAUGAACAGCGUCGCUAACAAGGUAGCAGUGGUGGGAAGUGGAAGUGAGCAUUUCGAACCAACUCUCUCGUUUUCAGGAGCAGUUUGUGCAUCAAUUCUGGCCAGGAAUGGCGUGUCUGUGACCAUUUUCGAGUCUGCUAGAGGCCCCGGUGGCCGUAUGUCACAGAGAAGAGAAGUUACCGAAGAAGGGAGGGAGCUGGUGUUCGACCACGGUGCUCCGUAUUUCAGUGUUAGCAACGCUGAGGUGUGGGAUCUGGUUCGUGAGUGGGAAUCAAGAGGUCUUGUUGCUGAGUGGGAUGAGAAUUUUGGAGCUUUUGAUUGUAUCUCCCACAAAUUUUUGGGCAUACAGCAGGAAGGACUAACCAAGAAAUAUGUGGGUGUACCAGGCAUGAAUGCGAUAUGUAGAGCAUUAUGCCAAGAAACUGGAGUAGAAAGUAAAUUCGGGGUUGGUGUUGGAAGGUUGGAGUGGCUAGAGGAUGAGAAUUUAUGGUCUUUGAUGGGUUUGGAUGGGCAAAAUCUCGGUCAGUUUCAGGGGGUGGUUGCAUCGGACAAAAACAUUGUUUCUCCCAGGUUUACAAAUGUUACAGGACGAGCACCACCUCUUGAUAUGAAUUUGGUUCCGGGGAUGGCAGUGAAGUUGCAAGAUAUCCCUGUUAUCCCAUGUUUUGCUCUCAUGAUAGCAUUUGCAGAGCCUCUUUCUGCAAUACCAACAAAAGGUUUCAGAGUUGUGAACUCAGAAGUUUUAAGUUGGGCUUGUUGUGACAGUAGCAAGCCAGGGCGUUCUGCCACUAGUGAACGAUGGGUAUUGCAUUCAACUGUUGAGUAUGCAAAUGGUAUAAUUGCUCAAACUGGACUUGUUAAGCCCUCGGAGGCAACAUUGAAAAAGGUGGCUGAAGAACUUUUCCAUGAAUUACAGAGCACUGGACUAGAUAUUUCUCAGCCCUUCUUCAAGAGAGCUCAUAGAUGGGGGAGUGCAUUUCCUGGUACAAGCAUUGCCAGAGAGGAGAAGUGCCUUUGGGAGAAGAACAAAAGGCUUGCUAUUUGUGGAGAUUUCUGUGUUAGUCCAAAUAUUGAAGGUGCCAUAGUUAGUGGCAUAGCUGCUGCUUCCAAGCUUUCUAGCUGUUGGUAACAAUCCUCUCAUCAUUUCACCAAAUAACUUCCUUUACUGUCUGUCUGUAUCUGUCUGUCAUCUGGGCAGCUACUUGUUAAAAUUUAGGUGUAUCUGCAAUUUGGUUGGGCUUCAUAUUGGUGAAAGAUUUUUUGGGAAACUGUAAUCAGAGUGCUAUAAAACUGCUUCAUGAAAUUGAUCAUUGUGAUCAACAGAAAAAAAA